CCUGGCCCCGCCGUCACUGGCCAUGGGUCGCUCCCGUCGGACGGGUGCUCACCGAACCCACUCCCUGGCCCGCCAGAUGAAGGCGAAGCGGCGGCAGCCGGACCUGGACGAAAUUCACCGCGAGCUGCGGCCCCAGGUUCCCGCACGGUCUCGUCCAGACCUGGGCUCCGAGCCCGACCCCGACCUGCCAGGGGGCGGCCUGCAUCGCUGUCUGGCCUGCGCGCUAAAGCAGCUGAGCGUGGAGCCCUACAGUCAGGAGGAGGCCGAAAGGGCAGCGGGUAUGGGCUCUUAUGUGCCCCCCCAGCGGCUGGCCGUGCCCACAGAAGUAUCCACUGAGGCCCCCGAGAUGGACACAUCUCCCUGACAUGGCCUGAGGAUGUAGGGUAGGGGAACUGCCCAUGGACAGUGGUGCAAGGGCUAGGCUGGCAAAGACUGUGCCAACCUAUU
Puma concolor (puma) is the source of this 447-nucleotide messenger RNA. NCBI's taxonomy places the organism in Eukaryota, Metazoa, Chordata, Mammalia, Carnivora, Felidae. The record is from RefSeq and is a predicted model, not a curated record.